Molecule: messenger RNA, 1424 nt
Organism: Ostrea edulis (European flat oyster)
Lineage: Eukaryota; Metazoa; Mollusca; Bivalvia; Ostreida; Ostreidae
Product: FMRFamide receptor-like
Exons: 1
Coding region: 27-1397 (456 amino acids)
Biological process (GO): G protein-coupled receptor signaling pathway
Cellular component (GO): membrane
Molecular function (GO): G protein-coupled receptor activity
Source: RefSeq, a predicted model, not a curated record
UAUUUAUUUAUUUAUUUUUUUUAGAAAUGGACAACAUAACAGCGGCUACAUCGCUUGACACGUCAUCGCUAAUGGUAGGGAUCCCAUUUCCCAACCUCACAAACUCGAGUGUAAUUUCUGGGACCCAAUUAGAGGACAAGAUAGACAGCCCACUGGAAUUGGUUAGCGACGAGCAACUGCGCUUGACUCGACUUAUAGUUCAGAAAUGUCUUGUUCCGAUCAUUACUUGCGCAGGUGUGAGCGGAAAUGUCAUCAGUAUUGCAGUUUUGAUUCACAAAAGUAUGAAAACAUCAACCAAUUGCUACCUGACCGCUCUCGCUGUAUUCGACAUAUUAUACUUGAUAACAAGUAUGACAUUAAGUCUGAAACAUUAUCAGGAAAUCAAUGAGCAUUGGGUGUACAAGUACAUUUACUUAUAUUCCCGAAUCUUUAUAGAUAUAUGGGCGAACACUUCUGUGUCCUUGACAGUGACCUUUACAGUGGAGCGCUACGUGGUUGUAUGUCAUCCAAUCAAAGGUCGUGCAAUAUGCACGCCAAAAAGAGCCCGGAUAAUAACGUUGUUUGUUAUUUUGUUCGUAGUAUUUGCUAUGUCACCUGAAUUUUUUGUACGUGAAGUUUACGAAAAAAUUGAAUUACGAAACAGUACUAACGUAACAACAUACCAAAUAGAAUUCACUGAAAUGGGAGAGAGCCACGGGUACAGCGUGUACUACAACUGGCUUAUAGUGCUCGUCUUCAGUUUUGCACCACUGGCUGUGUUGCUAAGUUUCAACAUCAUUUUGAUUCGAUCUGUGUGCAAAGCAAACCGCCUAAGACGAAGAAUGACGUAUGUUGCUGUUAACCGUCCGGGUGAGAGACGUUCAGGGGAACAAACAAAGGUCACGUGUAUGCUGAUAGGUGUCGCUUUUGUGUUUAUUAUCUGUCAACUCCCAACAGCAGCCAUGAUAAUAUUUAACACUUAUAUCGACCUUGCUGGGGUUACAUUAACUAAAUCUGGACAUAAUUAUCGUAUCAUAGCAGGAAAUGUGGCCAACAUUUUAAUAUCGGUGAAUGCUGCCGUUAAUUUCAUUCUAUAUUCCGUCAUGAGUACAAAAUUUAGGAAAGUAUUUUUACGAAUGUUUUGCGACCACACAAAGUAUACAUUGGGACGAAAUUUCUCAGAAUAUUCCUAUUCUACCGGAGUUUCGUCAGUCCGCCGGAUCUCAGCAUGUCGUGAUGUUGAGAGUAAGCGGCUGCGCAAGUUUGCUGAUUCCAAUUCCCACUCACCAGAAGAACUAAUCAAACACUAUCGACUUCUGCCAAAUCGACACCGUUCACAAGAAUCGCUCACUUCCAAAGAGUCAUUUUCUCGCAGUAACGGUUUUUCACAGCGUGCAUACACAGAUACUGUUUUAUGAAUAAUAUGAAAUCAAACCUGAUAUCUU